UUUCCUGCAGGCAAACUUGUAGUUUCUAACGGUGUCUUUCUAACCAAACUUGACAAAACUUUAUUCAUCAUGGACGUUGAUACAAAAAAAGCUGACUGUCAUGAAAAUCAUUGUGGCAACUCAACGCAUUCUGAAGUUAAAUUAAACGAGACACCAAACACCGUAGAUAACAAUGAAAAAUUAUCAAAUGAAGAUUUACCUAAAAAUAAGGAUGACCAAGACAGCGAAGAACCCAAUGAAGUUAUUGAAAAUAUAGAAUUUAAAGUUAUUUAUAAUAAAAAAAAAAUUGACGUCACCUUCCCACUGGAUGGGUUAGUAAUUGAUUUAAAAAAUCACUUACAAAAUAUAAUAUCAGUACCAAAGGAAAUGCAAAAAGUUAUGAUCAAAGGUUUAGCCAAAGAUCAAGAUACUCUUCGCAGUCUAGGAGUUACGAAUGGGGCCAAAGUAAUGAUUGUCGGAUCAAAAUUAGAUGAUGUAUUAUCAGUUUCUGUUCCAAAUAAACAAGAAGUACAAGAUGAAGCUGCGGCAGCUUCAAGUAAGGAACCCUUGACACAACAAAAAAUCCACAGGAAAAUUUUAGAUAAGGGAGUACCUGAAGAUGCUAUGCCUGGAAUUAUAAAUGCUCAGGAUCCUCUUCCGGAAUUCCCAUUAUCAGGAAUGCUUAAUAAAUCAGGUGGUAAAGUUAGAUUAACAUUUAAGCUAGAACAAGAUCAAUUAUGGAUCGGCACUAAGGAGAGAACUGACAAAAUAUCGAUGAAUUCGAUCAAAAAUAUUCAUAGUGAACCGAUUCCUGAAUUUCCGGAAUAUCACAUUAUGGGAAUACAAUUAGGCACAACAGAAGCAUCGAGAUAUUGGAUAUAUUGGGUUCCUGCACAGUACAUCGCUGCCAUCAAAGAUGCUGUCCUUGGCAAGUGGUGUUAUUUUUAAUUUAUGUCCAAUUUUCGAUAAUAAUUAAAAUAAUUACGCGAUUAAUAAAAGUGAACAUUGUCAUGAAACGAC
Messenger RNA from Microplitis demolitor, 999 nucleotides. Its product is annotated as ubiquitin domain-containing protein UBFD1. The record is from RefSeq and is a predicted model, not a curated record. Bases 70 to 927 code for a protein of 285 amino acids. Lineage: Eukaryota; Metazoa; Arthropoda; Insecta; Hymenoptera; Braconidae. Gene Ontology annotation, molecular function: RNA binding; cadherin binding. The transcript is spliced from 5 exons.